This is a messenger RNA of Malaclemys terrapin pileata, 1864 nucleotides long. RefSeq names its product acidic residue methyltransferase 1 (gene DCPH1). The transcript is spliced from 5 exons. The coding region runs from base 6 to 1328 and encodes 440 amino acids. Gene Ontology annotation, cellular component: cytoplasm; nucleus. Gene Ontology annotation, molecular function: phosphatase activity. Gene Ontology annotation, biological process: DNA damage response. Lineage: Eukaryota; Metazoa; Chordata; Testudines; Emydidae. The record is from RefSeq and is a predicted model, not a curated record.
GGAAGAUGGCGACGGUGCCGGCUUCGUUGGCGGGCAGCUUCCAGGGAUCAUUUGCAUAUUUUUCAAUUAAGGACAGGCUGCCUCAAAUCCUAACUAGGGUUAUUGAUACUUUGCACCGACAUAAAAAUGAAUUCUUUGAAGAACAUGGAGAGAAAGGCAUUGAGGCAGAGAAGAACACUAUAUCCAUCCUCUCUAAGUUAAGGAAUGAGCUGCAAACGGACAAACCAUUGGUUCCCUUGGAUGAUAAACUCCCUGAUGUUCCACUGUGGAAUCGAUACCUAGAAUAUCAACAAAAUUUAUUAGGUGGAAAUGAACAGCCAAGCUGGUUUCAGUCCCCUUGGUUAUAUGUGGAGUGUUACAUGUACCGCCGCAUUCAUGAAGCACUACUUCAUAAUCCUCCUAUUGAUGACUAUGAUGUAUUUAAAGAAGCAAAGGUUCAAAGCUUCUUUGAGUCCCAACAAGCUAUUAUUGCCUUAUGCACUUACUUGCAGGAAAUUCUUAAAAACAUUGAGGACCUAGAUGAAAAACAACUUCAGGAAGAAUUUUUUAAGCUGCUGCAGGUUUCAUUGUGGGGGAAUAAGUGCGACCUCUCCAUUUCAGCUGGUGAAGACAACUCUCAGAAAGCCAGUCCUCUAAAAUUGCUGGACAACUUGAAAACUUUCAUCUUAGUGGAUGAUACGGAAAGCAUUUGGUCACUGCUUAUUAACAACAAGAAAAGAAGAACUUCAGAAGAAAUUACUAGAGUUGACAUUGUCCUGGAUAAUGCUGGAUAUGAACUUAUUACUGAUCUAGUACUGGCUGACUUUCUGUUAUCAUCAAAGUUAGCAACUGAAAUCCAUUUCCAUGGAAAGUGUAUUCCAUGGUAUGUAUCGGAUACUACAAAACAAGAUUUUAACUGGACUAUUAAACAGCUGCAGUCCGCUAAUAAUAGGUGGAUGUCUAGGUGUGGGAUGAACUGGGAGGGCAGUAUUAAAAAAGGAGUUUGGGUUUACCAUGAUCACAUGUUUUGGACUCUGCCACAUGAAUUUUGUAGUAUGGCUCAGGUUGCUACUGACUUGUACACUGAGCUGCAGAAGUCACAUUUAAUUAUUUUUAAAGGUGAUCUGAACUACAGGAAACUAACUGGAGAUAGAAAAUGGGAGUUUACUGUUCCAUUUCAUCAAGCCUUAAACAAAUUUCAUCCUGCACCUCUUUGCAGCUUGAGAACACUAAAAUCUGAUGUUCAGGUUGGUCUGAAACCUGGACAAGGUGAACAGUUUGUGACUUCUGAACCUGACUGGAUGAUAUGUGGGAAAUAUGGAGUAGUUCAGUUUGAUGCAUCUUUGUGAUUCAGCUGUGAGGUUGAUAGUUGACCUAGGGAUAGGUUUAAUUUGCACUGUUUCAGAGAGCUAUACUUUUGCUGUUCAAUUUUGGGCUCUUCGUUUACCUGCUUCUGGCAAGUGGCUUGUUACUACUGAUUUACAAAAGAUAAAGAUGCUGUGCAACAGUUCACAAACUUUCCUUUUAACACAAGUUAUUAAUUGUAGAUAUUUUAUGAUCUAAAAUGUCAACUGAUGUUGCAGAUGAAUAUGACUUCAAUUGUCCCUAAGAAUACUUUAUUUUUCAGUAAGUAAAGAGAAUUAAUGCUCAGUGGAAGUUACAAUUUACUUUAGGAACUGGUUCCACCUUGGCAUGCAUUUACUGUUCCAGUACUGUUUGGCAUUUUCAAGUGCCAUAUGUUGCAUGGUAUUUAAUUUUUUUUUUUUUUUUAAAUGCAUGAAUCUAACUUCUGGGUUUUCUGCAUCACUGCAGCAGAGGUCUUAUUUUAAAGCUGUUUGAUUUGUCUCUCUCUGAGUAUUUUACAUAAAUUGACAAUGUUUUCUCA